UCCGCCAUCACGUGACCCUCCGGCUUCGGCUAAUCCGCCGCUCCGCUAUAAAUUAGGUGUCGUAGUCCUUCAUCACGCACACUACACCCAUCUCACCAACUACGAUCUUCAAAAACUUUGCGCAAUGGGAUCAGAUAAGAAGAUUAAGAUCGGAAUCAACGGAUUCGGAAGAAUCGGUCGUCUAGUUGCCAGAGUUGCUCUCCAGAGAGAUGAUGUUGAGCUUGUUGCUGUUAAUGAUCCAUUCAUCACCACUGAGUACAUGACAUAUAUGUUCAAGUACGACAGUGUUCAUGGCCAGUGGAAGCAUCAUGAGCUUAAAGUCAAAGAUGAAAAGACCCUUCUCUUCGGUGAUAAACCCGUCACUGUUUUUGGCAUCAGGAACCCUGAGGAAAUCCCAUGGGGUGCAGCUGGAGCUGACUUUGUUGUGGAGUCUACUGGAGUUUUCACUGAUAAGGACAAGGCUGCUGCCCAUUUGAAGGGUGGAGCAAAGAAGGUUGUCAUUUCUGCUCCUAGCAAGGAUGCUCCCAUGUUUGUUGUGGGUGUGAACGAGAAGGAAUACAAACCCGAACUUGACAUUGUUUCAAAUGCCAGCUGUACAACCAACUGCCUUGCUCCACUUGCCAAGGUCAUUAACGAUAGGUUCGGAAUUGUUGAGGGUCUUAUGACUACUGUUCACUCCAUCACUGCCACUCAAAAGACUGUGGAUGGACCAUCAAUGAAGGACUGGAGAGGUGGAAGAGCUGCUUCUUUCAACAUCAUUCCCAGUAGCACUGGAGCUGCUAAGGCUGUGGGUAAGGUUUUGCCUGCUCUUAAUGGGAAAUUGACCGGAAUGGCCUUCCGUGUGCCAACUGUGGAUGUGUCAGUUGUUGACUUGACUGUAAGGCUGGAAAAGAAGGCUACCUAUGAGCAGAUUAAGGCUGCCAUUAAGGAGGAAUCAGAGGGCAAAAUGAAGGGGAUUUUGGGAUAUACAGAAGACGAUGUUGUGUCCACUGACUUUAUCGGUGACAACAGGUCGAGCAUCUUUGAUGCUAAAGCUGGAAUAGCUUUGAAUGACAACUUUGUGAAACUGGUGUCGUGGUAUGAUAAUGAAUGGGGAUACAGCUCCCGUGUUAUUGACCUCAUCUGCCACAUUGCAUCUGUCCAAGCCUAAAUUUUUCAAUGGAUGAUGUCAACUUUAUUUUGGUCAUUUUUUCUGAUUCUGUUUUGAGAACGAUUUAGGACUUUGGUGGUAAUAAGUCUUUUAUACUUUGUGUUAUUAUUGAGAACAAGUCUUAUGAACCAUUUCUAUGACAGUAUCUUUUGAAUCCUAUUGUUUAUUCUAAA
Molecule: messenger RNA, 1323 nt
Organism: Lactuca sativa (garden lettuce)
Lineage: Eukaryota; Viridiplantae; Streptophyta; Magnoliopsida; Asterales; Asteraceae
Product: glyceraldehyde-3-phosphate dehydrogenase, cytosolic
Biological process (GO): glycolytic process; glucose metabolic process
Cellular component (GO): cytosol
Molecular function (GO): NADP binding; NAD binding; glyceraldehyde-3-phosphate dehydrogenase (NAD+) (phosphorylating) activity
Source: RefSeq, a predicted model, not a curated record